Corylus avellana is the source of this 701-nucleotide messenger RNA. RefSeq names its product 10 kDa chaperonin 1, chloroplastic. Gene Ontology annotation, molecular function: ATP binding; protein-folding chaperone binding; protein folding chaperone. Gene Ontology annotation, cellular component: mitochondrion; chloroplast. Lineage: Eukaryota; Viridiplantae; Streptophyta; Magnoliopsida; Fagales; Betulaceae. The record is from RefSeq and is a predicted model, not a curated record.
CAAACCAACACUUCAGACCUGCGUGCCUCCAUUUCUCUCUGCGUUUCUUAUCCAUCAUCCAUGGCUUCCACUUUCGUCACUGUACCAAAACCCUUUGUGUACAAAACCAACAGCCCCUCUCUCUCUAACCAGAGACUACUAGGUCUGCAGAGAAGCUCUCUGAGAGUCAACGCAAUUUCCAAGAAAUGGGAGCCCACCAAGGUGGUUCCACAGGCUGAUAGAGUUCUAAUUCGUCUUGAGCAGCUGCCCGAGAAAUCAUCUGGUGGAGUUUUAUUGCCCAAAUCAGCUGUUAAAUUUGAGCGGUAUCUUAUGGGAGAGAUUCUCUCUGUUGGUGCUGAGGUUGGGGAAGUGGAGGCUGGAAAGAAGGUUCUUUUCUCAGAUAUAAAUGCCUAUGAGGUGGAUUUGGGAACGGAUGCUAAGCAUUGCUUUUGUAGAUCAAGUGACUUGUUGGCUGUGGUUGAGUAGCAAUCUCUAAGAUUUCUCUCCUGUGCACUUUCUUUCAAGUUUGAUGCUUUCUUCUUGCAUAUCAAUCUCUUUGACACCCUGUAGUAGAGAAUUAUCCGGCAUGUUGAAUUUCGUACUACUGUAAUUUAUGCAGGGUGGAAAUCAAAAUUUGGCCUUCUUAUGAGAAUUCUACCUUGCAGUGGGAAAAUAAUUGUGCUAUGAAAGACGAUCAUGAUUGGAAGCAAACUUUUAAAGCA